This is a messenger RNA of Nannospalax galili (Upper Galilee mountains blind mole rat), 2248 nucleotides long. RefSeq names its product ubiquitin associated and SH3 domain containing A (gene Ubash3a). Gene Ontology annotation, cellular component: cytoplasm. Gene Ontology annotation, molecular function: protein binding. The coding region runs from base 1 to 1749 and encodes 582 amino acids. Lineage: Eukaryota; Metazoa; Chordata; Mammalia; Rodentia; Spalacidae. The record is from RefSeq and is a predicted model, not a curated record. The transcript is spliced from 14 exons. Gene Ontology annotation, biological process: negative regulation of T cell receptor signaling pathway.
AUGGCCACCGGAGAGACACCGCUCUAUGCCAAGGUCGCCAGCAAGCUUAAGGGCCGCAGCACCCCCUCGCUCCUGGAACCCCUCCUGGCCCUGGGCUUCCCAGCACACACUGCGCUAAAAGCGCUAGCAGCCACAGGCAGGAAGACAGCAGAGGAGGCUUCGGACUGGUUGCGUUGUCACCGAGGUGACCCCUCCCUUGACGACCCCAUCCCCCAGGAGUAUGCCCUCUUCCUCUGUCCCACGGGGGCCCUGCUGGAAAAACUCCAAGAGUUCUGGAGAGAGAGCAGGCGCCAGUGUGCAAAGAACAGGGCUCACGAGGUCUUUCCGCACGUGACGCUGUGUGACUUCUUCACGUGUGAAGACCAGAAGGUGGAAUGUUUGUACGAGGCUCUGAAGUCCGCCGGGGACAGGAUCCUCAGCUCCUUCCCCGCCGUCAUCCCCCUGGUGCUCCAUUCUUCUGUCAGCUACCUUGGGUUCUUCAUCGAUGGGGGUCCUGCUGACGUCAUCCGGGAAUUUGCCAUGUUGUUCGCCACGGAGGCGUCAGUCUCGAACUUUCCUCAGUUCUAUUUGUUUCCUGUGCACAGAGGGGUGGUAAACCAUUUCCAAACACUGAGAGCCCUGUUCCAGUACAAGCCCCAGAACGCUGACGAACUGAUGCUCAGUCCCGGUGACUACGUCUUUGUAGACCCCACUCAGCAGGAGGAAGCCAGUGAGGGUUGGGUCAUUGGGAUCUCACAACGGACUGGCUGCCGGGGCUUCCUGCCGGAGAACUACACAGAAAGAGCCUGUGAGGCCGACACCUGGGUUAGGCACAGGACCUACACCUUCGGUCUCGCCAUCAACCUGAACUCCAGGAAGGACGGCGAAGGCAGCGGCAGAAGGAAUGGGGAUUUCCAUCCUCGGCCUGUGUCAAGCAGCGUACAGGCUCUGCAGGCCACCAUCAUGAGGAGAGGCAUGCUGGUGGUGCGCCACGGGGAGAGAGUGGACCAGGUCUUCGGGAAGUCCUGGCUGCAGCAGUGCUCCACCACAGAUGGAAAGUACUACCGGCCAGACUUGAACUUCCCCCCAAGCCUGCCCAGGCGAAGUAAUGGCAUCAAAGACUUCGAAAACGACCCGCCAUUAUCAUCCUGUGGAAUUUUCCAGUCCAGACUUGCUGGGGACGCACUGCUGGACAGCGGCAUCAGGGUCACUGCGGUCUUUACCUCUCCAGCCCUGCGCUGUGUGCAGACAGCCAAGCACAUCCUGGAAGAGCUCAAACUGGAGAAGAAGCUUAAGAUACGAGUGGAACCCGGGCUCUUCGAAUGGAUGAAGUGGGAAGCCAGUAAGGCCACUCCCAGCUUCCUGACCUUGGAUGAGCUGAAAGGGGCAAGCUUCAAUGUUGACCCUGAUUACAGGCCUGCGUUCCCCCGAUGCUCCCUCAUGCCAGCGGAGAGCUACGACCAGUAUGUGGACAGAUGUGCCCUAAGCGUGGGGCAGAUCGUCAGCACCUCCCCUCAGGACUUGGGCGUCAUCCUCAUCGUGAGCCACGGCUCAGCGCUGGACUCCUGCACUCGGCCACUCCUCGGGCUCCCACCCCGUGAAUGCGGGGAUUUUGCCCAGCUGGUGAGAAAGAUCCCGUCUCUGGGAAUGUGUUUCUGUGAAGAAAACAGAGAGGAAGGGAAGUGGGAGCUGGUGAACCCGCCAGUGAAGACGCUGACGCAUGGAGCCAACGCGGCCUUUAACUGGCGGAACUGGAUCUCGGGGAACUGAGUAGACCUUAAGAUUUUCAUGAAGCCGUGACUGUCAGAUGCCAAGAUUAUGAAGGAAUUCAAGCUUCUGAGCUUGUCGGGACUUGAAGAAGCACAAGACGCACUUUGAUAUUCUGGAGCAUCGCCACCCACUCUUACUUUGGUCACUGCUGUCCAGAAAGCACAACUGUGGAGCCCCAAGCAGAUGGCCAGGUUAGGACAUCACAUCGCAGCAUGUGCGCUGGGUGACAGAGAAAUGAGGAGCUCCUCACGUCCAGGAACCGGAGCGUCCCCACCCUCACACUCGGAGGAUGCCAUCCUUCUAUUUUAUAUGUUCUUAGGCGUCUCCCUUACUUUAUUCCAGUCAGGCUUUGGCCAGGGCGGGCCACACCAGCUGGAGGAGGAACAGUAGUCAAUAAAAUGGCACAAGUAUUGACCCACCAGGUCAGAACGAGGGAAAGAUGCUGGGCUCAGCUCAUGAACAUUGGUUUCCUGCUGCUGCCGUGGCACCGGCACAAGCG